UUUGGAGUAAACUACCAUGAUUAGCGAAUAUUUGAGUAACUUGGAAGUAGGAAAACAAUCGUGAUCGGAUGUCCCAUAUCCCGACCCUGGUAUUGCCACACUCUCAAUAAAACAUUCAGAUUUAAAUGCGACCACAAACAUCACCACUCGCCAUUUUGAAUCAGAUAUAGAGCUCGACAGACGACACUAAAGAAUAAGAUGCCUAGUACAUAUAAGCUCUAUUAUUUCAAUGCAAAGGGGAGAGCUGAAGUCAGCCGUUUGAUUUUUGCCGCCUCCGGGAUAAAAUAUGAGGAUAUUCGGAUACAAGGUCCGGAUUGGCCCAAAACAAAACCAACAAUGCCUCAAGAGACCAUGCCUGUGUUGGAGAUUGACGGUAAAAAGAUUCCUCAGAGUAGAGCUAUAGAGCGCUUCUUGGCUAGGGAGUUUGGACUUUAUGGCAAAACGAACAUGGAAAGUUGUUGUGUGGACGUGAUAUGUGAAACAGUCAAUGAUUUCUUUGAGAGUCUCCGACCUGUAAUGUUUGAAAAAGACGAAGCCAAAAAGGCAGAGUUAAUGAAGAAAUUCCAUGAACAAGUUCCCGUGUAUAUGAAAAGAAUAGAAGAUCGCUUGUCACUGAACGGAGGGGGUAACGGGUUUUUAGUGGGACCAUCGCUGACCCUGGCUGAUCUGACGUUUCUAAGGUCCUUGGAUGCUUUUGAUAAAUUUGGGCUGAAGUUAACAGACAAACUGGAAGCUUUAAGGAAGAGGAUUGAAAGUCUACCCAAAAUUCAGGAAUAUCUCAAAUCAAGACCAGAAACAGAAUUUUAAAUUUUAAGUUGUUGCAUAAUAAAUUAUAAAAAUUAAAGGCAAUGAACUUUAUAAUAAAAAAUAAAACUUUUUUUCACAAUAAAAAUAUUGAUAACCAACAGAUUUUAGUUUUAACUUUGAAUUGGCAUUACUAGCAAAAAAAAUUCCUUUGCUAUUUGUUUGCUUCACCUGACCACAGCGAGAAGUUUGAAUAA
Molecule: messenger RNA, 1001 nt
Organism: Saccostrea cuccullata (small rock oyster)
Lineage: Eukaryota; Metazoa; Mollusca; Bivalvia; Ostreida; Ostreidae
Product: S-crystallin SL11-like
Exons: 5
Coding region: 199-807 (202 amino acids)
Biological process (GO): glutathione metabolic process
Molecular function (GO): glutathione transferase activity
Source: RefSeq, a predicted model, not a curated record